This is a messenger RNA of Ilex paraguariensis (yerba mate), 1320 nucleotides long. The record is from the annotation of a GenBank genome assembly. NCBI's taxonomy places the organism in Eukaryota, Viridiplantae, Streptophyta, Magnoliopsida, Aquifoliales, Aquifoliaceae.
AUGGAUAAAAGCGAGGUAGUUAUGGAGGAUGUAGAGAAGCAGUCACAAGCUUCGGCUAGUGAUAGACGAGAUUCGGAGGACGACCUGGUCGAUGCGCAAGUUGAUCCCCAACAGGAGCAAUUGUCCCAUCCAGAGGCCCCGGAGGAUCAAAAUUCCUGUGAAGAAAGGGCAGAGGACCAAAACAAUGUAAAAAAGGAUCCAAGCCCUGGCAAAAACGUUGUACCGGACCAAUACGCUAGUGACAAUGCUUCAGAGGAGAAAAACACUAGUGAAAUUGGGAAACCUCCUGUUGAAUUGCCUGUGGAUAAGGUUCCUAUGAGUGGGAAGAAGGAAUUGGUAGAUGAGCCAAAGGAGCCUGACAAUACAACCACUGCUUUGGUGGCUGCUGGCACUGAUGGUAUCGGUGAAAUGCUGGAGAGUAAUUUACCAAAAGAAGAAAUCCCCGUAGAUAAAAAUGAAGGUGAAGGUGAUGAUACUCCCCUUGCCAAUCAACAUGAACCAGCUACACCCAACCUCCUAGUGAAGUGUUCGUCUGCCAAAGCUGAAGUUCAAAGUGGGGACACAUUCAAGAAUGGCAUGAAUGAAUCAAAGAUGUCGGAGGAUGAUGAUGGAACACCAGAGGACCAAGCAGCAUUCAUGAAGGAGUUGGAAAGUUUCUAUAGGGAGAGGGCCAUGGAAUUUAAACCCCCCAGGUUUUAUGGGCAUCCACUCAAUUGCUUGAAGCUAUGGAGAGCUGUAAUUAAAUUAGGUGGUUAUGAUCGGGUGACUGGAUCCAAGUUGUGGCGGCAAGUGGGAGAAUCUUUUCACCCCCCUAAGACCUGCACAACUGUUUCUUGGACAUUUCGGAUUUUCUACGAGAAGGCACUUCUUGAAUACGAGAGGCAUAAGAGGCAAAAUGGUGAACUCCAGCUUCCUAUUGCUGCCCUGCCUGAGUCUUCGGUUGUCGAAAGUGAGGCAAAUGAGUACCAAGCUCCUGGAUCAGGUAGGGCACGAAGGGAUGCUGCAGCUCGUGCAAUGCAGGGUUGGCAUGUCCAGCGUCUUUUUGGUUACGGUGAGGUUGGUGAGCCAGUCAUCAAGGACAAGAACUUGAAUCAGAUGCCUAAGCGUGAAAAGAAUCUCAAAAGCAUUGGUUCACUUAAACACAAGAGACCAAGUGAAGUGGAGCAUGCUGUUAAAGCUGCAAGAACUGAAACUUCUAAGCAAUUGGUCGCGACAGUUGUUGAUGUUGGCCCUCCUGCUGAUUGGGUGAAAAUCAAUGUGCGCGAAACGAAAGAUUGCUUUGAGGUUUAUGCCCUAGUUCCUGGGCUUCUGCGUGAGGAG